This is a messenger RNA of Exserohilum turcica Et28A, 954 nucleotides long. RefSeq lists its product as uncharacterized. Bases 1 to 732 code for a protein of 243 amino acids. Lineage: Eukaryota; Fungi; Ascomycota; Dothideomycetes; Pleosporales; Pleosporaceae. The transcript has a single exon. Gene Ontology annotation, cellular component: mitochondrion. Gene Ontology annotation, molecular function: lipoyl(octanoyl) transferase activity. Gene Ontology annotation, biological process: protein lipoylation. The record is from RefSeq and is a predicted model, not a curated record.
AUGGCAGGCCCAAUGCGGCUCAAACUCCGCCAUAUCCACCUCCCCGGCCUGGUCCCCUAUGCCACGGCCGCCCGCCUCCAAGAAACACUCGUCUCGCGCUUCCUAGCCGCAAAGCCGCCGUCAAGCCAACCCGCACCUCCUCCCCACCUGAUCACCGCAAACUUCCACCCAGUCUACACGUGCGGCCGCCGCGAAAUCGGCAGCAUAUCCGAGUCACAGCAAGCGUACCUACGCGCGUCCAACCGCGCCGACUUUGUCGAAGCCCUGCGCGGCGGGCAAACGACGUUCCACGGGCCGGGCCAGCUGGUCGGGUACCCGAUUCUCGAUUUGCGCACCCACAAGCUGACACCGCGCCACUACGUCUGUUUGCUGGAGAAAAGCCUGAUUGCGACGUGUGCGCGGUUUGGCGUCAAGGCUAUCACCACGGAGCAUACGGGUGUGUGGACGUCGCCCGACGAUAAGAUUGCGGCCGUGGGUGUGCACAUGCGGCGCAAUGUCACGAGUCAUGGUGUCGGGUUGAAUGUUAGUACGGAUUUGUGGUGGUUUGAUAGGAUUGUGGCGUGUGGGCUGGAGGGGAAGCGCACGACGAGUUUGGAGAGGGAGGGCGUGGAGGGUUUGAGUGUGCAGAGUGUUGGAGAAGUGUUUGUGGAGGAGGUUGCGCAGAGGCUGGAGGGUGUGGAUGGGGUGGAGAGCGUGCCGGAAGAGGAAGUUUUGGAUAUGUUGAGGAGUUGAUAUUGGAGGUGGGAUAGAGUUUAUUUGGAGCAUUUUGGUGUGUUGAGGAUGGAUGAGGUAGAAGGAUCGCUUGAUACCCUUGCAAUUUUGCGGUCGAGUUAUCGUGAUGGGAAUGGGCUGUGUUGUAUCGGCAUAUCACCAUUGGGGCGUUGCACGUAUCACGAACUUUCAGAGAAGGCUGGAUAUUUGCAUGCUGGCUUCAAGCUCCAAAGCCAUAUACUG